This is a messenger RNA of Taeniopygia guttata (zebra finch), 2341 nucleotides long. The record is from RefSeq and is a predicted model, not a curated record. Lineage: Eukaryota; Metazoa; Chordata; Aves; Passeriformes; Estrildidae.
GGGCGGAUCGGGGGAAAAACGGGGGAGAAUGGGGAGAAUUCCAUGAAAAAUGGGGAGAAUUCCAUGGAAAUGGGGGAUAACGGGAGAGAAUUCCAUGGAAAUGGGGGAGAAUUCCACGGAAAUGGGGGAGAAUUCCAUGGAAAUGGGGGAUAACGGGAGAGAAUUCCAUGGAAACAAGGAGAAUUCCAUGAAAACGGGGAAAUUCCAUGGAAACGGGGGAUAAUGGGGAGAACUCCAUGAAAACGGGGGAGAAUUCCGUGAAAACAGGGAAGAACUCCAUGGAAACAGGGGAGAAUGGGGGAGAAUUCCAUGAAAACGGGGGAGAAGGGGGGGAAAUUCCAUGAAAACAGGAUAAAUUUCCUAAAAACAGGGGAUGAUAAGGGAAUAUUCCCUAAAAACAGGGAAUUAUAAGGGAAUAGUCCCUAAAAAUGGGAUAAUAAGGGAGUAUUCCUCCAAAGCAGGGAAUUAUAAGGGAAUGUUCCCUAAAAAUGGGGGGUAAUAAGGGAAUAUUCCCUAAAACCAAGAAAUUAUGAGGGAAUAUUCCCUAAAAACGGGAUGAUAAGGGAAUGUUCCCUAACAACAAGGAAUUGUGAGGGAAUAUUCCCCCAAAGCAGGAGAGGCAGCAGCAGUUGGGCUCGGGGGAGGUUUGGAGCGGUGAAGGGGAAAUGGGAUUUUCCAUCCCUCGGGCCCUUGGCGGUGUUGUUGUGUUUUUAGGGAUAAAUCCUCCCGGGGCUUUUCUGGGUCGAAUUCCGGCCCCUCAGGGUGUCCCAAACCUGUCCCUAAAUCCCUCACUGCUGCUCCGUUACAAAAACAGGGAUGGAUGGAAUUUUUUCUCCCUGAAAAUUCUUGAUAAGGGUGAAAACCUCCAGAACUUCCCACUUGCUGAUUUAACAGGGAACCUUCUGGCGGCCCCAAACUCGUUCCAUCCCCUUUUUCCUCCCACUGAGGCAAAUCCCAAAGCUGGACACAUUCACGGCACCAAAAAUUCCCAUUUUUGCCUCAUUUCUCUCCAGAGCUGGAAAAUCCGGCCCAGAUCCGAUGGCUGAGCUCAGAAUUCACGACUGAAACCGGGGAAAACCCCAACUUCCUUCCCCUUCUGGCCCCACAUCUCCAAAAUCUCUGGUUUUUACUGGGUGGGGCCGAGAGACGGGGUGAGAAAAUCCCUUUUGGGUUAAAAACGCCUUUUCCCAGCACUCCGCUGUCCCGACCUCCAGUGCACAGCCCGGCUCCUCCCGAAAAUCAGAAAUCCUCUGGAUUCCCUGAUUCCCUCCUCCUACCUGCCCUGGCUUUGACCUGCUCGUUUGGGGGAAGGUCUGGGAUUGUUUGGAGGGUGAGGAUGCUCCAGAGGAAGGUCUGGGAUUGUUUGGAGGGUGAGGAUGCCCCGGGAGAAGGUCUGGGAUUGUUUGGAGGGUGAAGAUGCUCCUGGGAUUGGUUUGGAGGGUGAGGAUGCUCCUGAGGAAGGUCUGGGAUUGUCUGGAGGGUGAGGAAGCCCCGCUGAAGUGUCAGAGCUGAGCCUUUCCCCUCUCACUCCUCCCCAGGCUGUCCUGAGGCCGGCCAGCUUGGCCGCGUGCCGGUGGCCGCCAUGUCCUCCACCAAGGUGCCGAUCUACCUGAAGAGGGGCAGCCGCAAGGGCAAGAAGGAGAAGCUGCGGGACAUCCUGUCCUCGGACAUGAUCAGCCCGCCGCUGGGCGACUUCCGCCACACCAUCCACGUGGGCAGCGGCGGCGAGAGCGACACUUUCGGGGACAUCUCCUUCCUGCAGGGCAAGUUCCACCUGCUGCCCCGCGGCGAGGCGCCGUCGGCGCCGUUCGAGUUCUCGCGCACGGCCACCGUGUCCGGCGGCGAGGCGGCCGCGGCGCCGUCGCCGCUGCUGAAGAACGCCAUUUCGCUGCCGGCGCUCGGCGCCGCCCAGGCGCUGACCCUGCCCGCGGCGCAGGCCCCGCCGAAACCCCCGCGGCUGCACCUGGACGAGGCCGCGGCGGCACCACCGCCGCCGUGCCCGCGGCUCGCCGCGCCCGCCAACGGCGAGGCCGAGCCCUUCCUGUCGCACGCCGGCUCCUUGCUGUCGCUGCACGUGGACCUGGGGCCGUCCAUCCUGGAGGACGUGCUGCAGGUCAUGGACCGGCACCGGGCCGAGCGCGGCGCCGGCGCCCGGCCGGAGAUCCUGACGUGAAGGCGCUGGGAGAUGGACGGUGAGGAUGAGGAUGGCGAGCGGGAUUCGGGGUGGUUUUCAGAUGCGGCGCUCGGAUUCCGGCUCAGAUUCCAGAUCAGAUUCCUCCAGCUCAGAUUCCAGAUCGGAUUCCUCCAGCUCAGAUUCCAGCUCAGAUUCCAGAUCGGAUUC